Caenorhabditis briggsae is the source of this 675-nucleotide messenger RNA. The transcript is spliced from 6 exons. The coding region runs from base 1 to 675 and encodes 224 amino acids. Lineage: Eukaryota; Metazoa; Nematoda; Chromadorea; Rhabditida; Rhabditidae. The record is from RefSeq and is a predicted model, not a curated record.
AUGAACCAAAUUAUUUACUAUGGAUCUAUUGAGAACAUGCCGCUGUAUAAUUGCAGCGCUCAUUCUUCUGAGGAAUGGUCUCGACUUUAUGGAGAACGUCAUCCGUAUCUAGGACACUUUGAUAUCGUUUUUGGAACUGUCGUAAAUAUUCUUUAUAUCCCAAUUAUAUCCGUGAUGUUCCAAAAGGAGUUUUAUAAAAUGUCAUGUUUCAAAAUAAUGAUAUGUUUGGGGAUCAAUGAUAUGCUGGCUCUAUGCGUCAAUUCUAUUAUCACUGUUGGAUCAAUCAUCCUAGGAUUGUGGUGCUGCUCAUGUAUCAUUGUGAUGGGACUAGUUGCUAAUAGGCUUCUGGAGAUGGGAAAAUCUUCAAGGGCACAGGCACUCUUCCAAGGAAAUCGCACCUAUAUCUUUAUGCUCAUCCCUGUGAUGUAUGGAUUGUAUUUUAUGAUUUUUACAAACCCAGUGGGGUUUAAUUCAAAGUAUUACACCUGGCUUUUCGAUCCCAUGAUCAACGAAAAUCAUUCUGAACAGCACCGCAACAUUCCUCAUAGCAUCAAUAAUGUUUUAAUUGUUGCCAUAACUUGUAUCUUGUAUGUUUGGCUCUAUUUCUUGAUUAAGAAUCAGAUGAGUAUGAUCAGUUGGAAAAGUUUCAUUUAUGAAAGGUCACUAGCUUUUUGA